Molecule: messenger RNA, 1194 nt
Organism: Oldenlandia corymbosa var. corymbosa
Lineage: Eukaryota; Viridiplantae; Streptophyta; Magnoliopsida; Gentianales; Rubiaceae
Source: the annotation of a GenBank genome assembly
AUGGAAAGGUACACCAAAAUUGAGGAGGUUGGAAGGGGCGGCUUUGGGGUUGUUUGGAAAGCGAAGAACAAGCAGACUGGAGAAAUUGUUGCAAUCAAGAUGGUGACAAAUAAGAGAUUUGAAACAUGGGAAGAAUGCAUAAAUCUCAGGGAAGUAAAAUCCCUGAGGAGGAUGAACCAUCCAAACAUUGUGAAGCUCAAAGAAGUGAUCAAAGAACAGGGCACUCUGUAUUUCGUGUUUGAAUACCUGGAUUUCAAUCUGUUGCAUCUGAUCGAGCACAAAAAGAGGACGGGAGCAACGAGUUUUCCAGAAUCCCUAGUCAGAGAUUGGUGUUUCAGAGUUUUUCAGGGCCUGGCUCACAUGCACGAACGCGGAUACUUCCAUCGGGACCUGAAACCCGAGAAUUUGCUUCUUUCAGAAGGCCGCGUGAUCAAGAUUGCUGAUAUGGGUCUUGCCCGGGAAAUUGAUUCUCAGCCUCCGUACACUGAAUACGUCAUGACGAGGUGGUACCGGCCGCCGGAAGUUAUACUCAACUCGCCGGAUUAUGGCCCGGCGGUUGAUAUGUGGUCAAUGGGUGCAAUCAUGGCAGAGCUCUUUACUCUGUUUCCCCUGUUUGAUGGUUUGGAUGAGGCCGAUCAGAUGUACAAGAUAUGCUGUGUUUUAGGGACUCCGACGGAGAAAGACUGGCCGGAAGGAAUUCGACCAGCUAAAAUUCUUAACUACAAGUUUCCACAAUGUGAAGGCAUCUAUCUCCCUGGCUUGAUCCCUUCUGCAUGCCCGGAUGCAAUUAAUCUGAUUCAAUCACUCUGUUCUUGGGAUCCAUGCAAGAGGCCAACUCCAGCACAGGCGCUUAAACAUCCCUUUUUUCGGAGCUGCUACCGAGUUCCAGCACCGUUACCGGAGCAGAAGUAUUCCAUCAAGAGCAAUUUGAAGAAGCAACACCCAAUUCAACGGCCUGUAAAUGUGAAGAAUGAUGUAGUUUCUGAUGCAGAUAAUAAGUUUACAAAAUUGGCCAUUUAUAAUGGCUUUGGAAAACCGUCGCAGCCGCUUCAAAAUCCAUUGCCUCAGUCUACGACAACAGUCUUGAUGGAGAUGAUCAACCGAUGGAACAACCAGAAAUCCAAUAUGUGCGCUGGAAGAUCUGAAGUGAUGCUCCCACAUAAGAAGAUAGACUUACCAUUAUCCCUUUGUUAA